AUGCUGAGACGAAAUCAGUUCCAUUGCUCUCUCGUAAACCUCUCCUCCCUCCGCCAUCACCACCACCACCACCUCACCGCCGCCGAUCACACCACCACUCACAAUACCCUAACACCAGUCAAUCCAUCACAUCUCCUCCGCGUCUGCACCAUCCUCUACCAACAACAAGACUCCCCCGAAUCAAGACUCCACACCUCCCUCUCCCGCUGCGACUUCCAACUUACCCAUGAAUUCUUCCUCCAAAUCUGCAACAAAUUCCCAUGUUCCUGGAAACCCGUCUACAGAUUUCACAAUUUCUCCCAGACCCAAAGUUUCAAUCACACUCCCAUCACCCUCAACAAAAUGCUCGACGUUGUCGGAAAAGCCAGAAACAUAGACCUCUUCUGGGAUUUGAUCAAAGAAAUCGGUCAUCGUCGUUUAGUUACAGAUAGAACGUGUACGAUAGCGCUUAAAACGUUGGCUUCGGCCAGGGAGAUGAAGAAAUGUGUCGAGUUUUUUCACAUAUUGAAUGGAGUUGGUUAUGGGUAUAGUUUGGGGACAUUCAAUAAGGUGAUUGAUGCUCUUUGUGGGGAUAAACUUGCUGAAGAAGCUAAAUACAUUGUUUUGAAAAUGAAAGAUUGGGUUAAACCAGAUGGGUUCACCUACAAGUGCUUGAUACGUGGGUUCUGUGAUGUGGGUGAUCUGGUUGAAGCUUCAAAGAUUUGGAAUCUAAUGGCUGAUGAAGGUUUCGAGGUAGAGAUUGAUGGUGUUGAGAAGAUGAUGGAUACCCUAUUCAAGUUGAAUCGUUUCAAUGAAGCAAUGACGCUUUUUCAAUCCAUCAGGCUUAAUCGGAUUGACAAUUUGGGGCUUUCGACUUAUAAGCUUGUGAUCGGUUGGAUGUGUAAAAAGGGCCAGCUUGGUCAAGCACGGGAGGUGUUCGACGAAAUGCUUGAGAGAGGAAUACAACCCGAUUCCAUAACACUGGCUUCCUUAAUUUACUGUUUUUUGAGCAAAGCUCGGGUUCGUGAAGCUUAUAAGAUUGCAGAAGGGAUCGAGAAACCCGAUAUGAGUAUAUAUCAUGGUUUAAUCAAAGGGCUUUUGAGGUUAAAAAGGGCAAAUGAAGCCACAAAUGUGUUUAGGGAGAUGAUAAGGAGAGGGUGUGAGCCUACAAUGCACACCUAUGUAAUGUUGUUGCAGGGGCAUUUAGGGAAAAGAGGAAGAAAAGGAGACGACCCGUUAAUUAAUUUCGACACCAUUUUUGUGGGUGGGUUGGUUAAGGCCGGGAAGUCGUUAGAAGCAACAAAAUAUGUGGAGAGAGUGAUGAAUCGAGGAGUUGAGGUGCCGAGGUUCGACUACAAUAGAUUCUUGCACUAUUAUUCGAACGAAGAAGGUGUCGUUAUGUUUGAGGUGAUGUCAAAGAAAUUGAGAGAAGUUGGUUUGUUUGAUUUGGGAGACAUAUUUGAACGAUAUGGUCAAAAAAUGGCUACUAGAGAUAGAAGGAUAGAUAGGUAG
Messenger RNA from Cynara cardunculus var. scolymus (artichoke), 1491 nucleotides. RefSeq names its product putative pentatricopeptide repeat-containing protein At1g26500. The transcript has a single exon. Gene Ontology annotation, molecular function: protein binding. NCBI's taxonomy places the organism in Eukaryota, Viridiplantae, Streptophyta, Magnoliopsida, Asterales, Asteraceae. The record is from RefSeq and is a predicted model, not a curated record. Bases 1 to 1491 code for a protein of 496 amino acids.